Charadrius vociferus (killdeer) is the source of this 1644-nucleotide messenger RNA. RefSeq lists its product as uncharacterized. The transcript is spliced from 9 exons. Gene Ontology annotation, biological process: immunoglobulin production; immune response. The record is from RefSeq and is a predicted model, not a curated record. NCBI's taxonomy places the organism in Eukaryota, Metazoa, Chordata, Aves, Charadriiformes, Charadriidae.
AUGGGGGCGGAAGGGCCUUCUCAGCCGCCCUCAAUGUACAUGUCCCCCAGAGUAAACAGCUGGACCUCCUGCUCCAGGAUUGACAACUACUAUGGCUGGUUCCAGCAGAAGGUACCCGUCAGUGCCCCUGUCACUGUGAUCCAUAGUAACACCAACAGACCCUCAGAACAUCCUUUGCAAUUCUCUGGAUCCUUCUCAGGCUCCACAGGUUCCCUGGUCCAGGCAGCGCUGACUCAGCCGCCCUCCGUGUCGAAAAACCUGGGAGAAACCGUCCAGAUCACCUGCUCUGGGCUUGACAGCAACGAAUAUGCUGGCUGGUACCAGCAGAAGGAACCUGGCACUGCCCCUGUCACCGUGAUCUACAAGGACAACCAGAGACCCUCGGGCAUCCCUCCACGAUUCUCUGGUGCUAUGUCUGGCUCCACGGCCACCUUAACCAUCACUGGGGUCCAAGCCGAGGACGAGGCUGUCUAUUACUGUGGUAGCUUCGACAGCAGCAGUUCCCUGGUCCAGGCAGCGCUGACUCAGCUGCCCUCUGUGUCAGUGAGCGUGGGAGAAACCAUCCAGGUCACCUGCUUCCAGGGCAGCGGCUACUAUGGCUGGUACCAGCAGAAGGAACCUGGCGCUGGCCCUGUCACUGUGAUCUAUGAUAACACGAAGAGACCCUCGGGCAUCCCUCCGCGAUUCUCCGGAUCCAAAUCUGGCUCCACGGCCACCUUAACCAUCACUGGGGUCCAAGCGGAGGACGAGGCUGUCUAUUACUGUGGUUCCCUGGUCCAGGCAGCAGUGACUCAGCCGCCCUCUGUGUCGAAAAACCUGGGAGAAACCGUCCAGAUCACCUGCUCUGGGGUUAACAGCUAUGCUGGCUGGUUCCAGCAGAAGGAACCUGGCACUGCCCCUGUCACUGUGAUCUACAGUAACAGCAACAGACCCUCGGGCAUCCCUCUGUGAUUCUCCGGAUCCUUAUCUGGCUCCACGGCCACCUUAACCAUCACUGGGGUCCAAGCUGAGGACGAGGCUGUCUAUUACUGUGGUAGCUACGACAGCAGCAGCUAUGUUGGUUCCACAGUGACGUUCCCUGGUCCAGGCAGCGCUGACUCCGCCCCCCUCCGGCGCGUGGGAGAAACUGUCCAGAUCACCUGCUCCGGGAGUGGUAGCAGCUAUGGCUGGUUCCAGCAGAAGGUUCCUGGCACUGGCCCUGUCACUGUGAUCUACUGGAAUGACAAGAGACCCUCGGGCAUCCCUUCACGAUUCUCAGGAUCCGCAUCUGGCACCACGGCCACCUUAACCAUCACUGGGGUCCAAGCAGAGGACGAGGCUGUCUAUUACUGUGGUAGCUACGACAGCAGCAGCUACGGUGGUUCCCUGGUCCAGGCAGCGCUGACUCAGCCACCCUCCGUGUCGAAAAACCUGGGAGAAACCGUCCAGAUCACCUGCUCCGGGGGUUCCCUGGUCCAGGCAGCGCUGACUCAGCCGCCCUCCGUGUCGAAAAACGUGGGAGAAACCGUCCAGAUCACCUGCUCCGGGAGUAGCAACAACUAUGGCUGGUUCCAGCAGAAGGGUCCUGGCACUGGCCCUGUCACUGUGAUCUAUGCUAACGACAAGAGACCCUCGGGCAUCCCUCCACGAUUCUCCGGAUCCUAA